GGCAGUGUUUAUAGCCACUUCCUUCUAUGUUUAUAGAGAACACAGUUUCACAAACGAGCUCAACCCCAUUGAUGGUGGCCGGUGUUCUGGGGGAGUCAGUAACUCUUCCCCUGAAGUUUCCUGCAGGAGAGAAUAUUGACUCCAUCACCUGGCUUCACAGUGGAACAUCUGUCAUCUUUAUAAAUCCAAAUGAAGCACUAUUCCUGGUGACUGCUCCAAAACGCAAAGAUAGACUGAAGGUCACCCAGUCCUACUCCUUGCAGCUCAGCAACCUGACGAUGGCAGACGCAGGAUCAUACAGUGUCCAGAUAGUCACGAAUACCUCUUCCAUGUUUUCCAGUUACACUCUGAGGAUCUUCAAGCGGCUGCCAAGGCCUCACAUUAGCGUGGAGUCCAUCACCUCUGAGAACGGGACCUGUCAUGCCACCUUGAGGUGUUCCGUGGAGGAAGGAGGAGAGAACGUCAUAUAUCAGUGGACACAAGUGGGACCAGGGGCUGUU
Molecule: messenger RNA, 500 nt
Organism: Diceros bicornis minor
Lineage: Eukaryota; Metazoa; Chordata; Mammalia; Perissodactyla; Rhinocerotidae
Product: SLAM family member 6-like
Exons: 2
Biological process (GO): T cell activation
Cellular component (GO): external side of plasma membrane
Source: RefSeq, a predicted model, not a curated record